CUUAAAUUUAUUUUGGCAUUUGAUCCCACUGUCACAAUAUUUUAACCAAUGGCAGAUAUAUUAGCCGAAGAGCUAAAGAAAUUGGAAAAAAUCUAUCAAGAACAACUUUUCAAAAACGAUGUUACAUCAAAGGCACAAUUUGAGUACGGCUGGUCUCUAGUAAGAAGCAAGUAUAAGGCUGACAUAGAAAAAGGCGCCAACCUUUUUGAGGAGCUCUACAAAACUGAUAAAGAAGGACAAAGGAAUUAUCUAUAUUAUCUUGCUGUAGGAAACGCCAGACUUAGAGAAUAUUCCAAAGCACUGGGUUAUGUGGGCUUAUUUUUGUCAGUUGAACCAGAUAACCAACAGGUUCGGAGUUUGCAAGAAACCAUCAAGAAAAGAAUGAAGGAGGAUGGCCUGACGGGUAUGGCUAUAAUUAGUGGUGUUGCUUUGGUUGUAGGCGCUAUUAUAAGAAUAGGAAUGGCUUUUGCCCAACGAUAGUCUUCCUCAAUCAUAUAAAUAUGUCAAAGUUUACAAGUGAUUUUACUAUAUAUUUGUUUAAAUGUAUACAGGAUUUGUUACUUUUAACUGUUUUGUAAAUAUGUUGUCUUUUUAUUGGGGUUACCACUUUUUUCUACAUUUUACCUGGAUAUAGUGUUUUAAAUGAAAAACAGUAGUGUUAGUUUUUUAGUCAAUAAGCAGAUGUCCUGUGAAUUUUUAUUACCUUAUCAUCUAGACGACAAAUAAAUCUUUCAAAAAUAUUCUCUUUGUUGAAUUCAUGAGUUCUAUUUGCAAUUUUGAUUAAAAGAUGUAGAUGGCGA
Aethina tumida (small hive beetle) is the source of this 800-nucleotide messenger RNA. RefSeq names its product mitochondrial fission 1 protein-like. The transcript has 3 exons. Bases 49 to 480 code for a protein of 143 amino acids. Gene Ontology annotation, cellular component: peroxisomal membrane; mitochondrial outer membrane. The record is from RefSeq and is a predicted model, not a curated record. Lineage: Eukaryota; Metazoa; Arthropoda; Insecta; Coleoptera; Nitidulidae. Gene Ontology annotation, molecular function: protein binding. Gene Ontology annotation, biological process: peroxisome fission; mitochondrial fragmentation involved in apoptotic process; autophagy of mitochondrion.